CCGCGGCGCCGCUCGGCUCCUCACUCCCAACAAUGGCGGCUCCGAGCCCGAGCGGCGGCGGCGGCUCCGGGGGCGGCAGCAGCAGCAGCGGCACCCCGGGGCCCGUGGGGUCCCCGGCGCCCGGCCACCCGGCCGUCAGCAGCAUGCAGGGUAAACGCAAAGCACUGAAGUUGAAUUUUGCAAAUCCACCUUUCAAAUCUACAGCAAGGUUUACUCUGAAUCCCAAUCCUGCAGGAGUUCAAAACCCGCACAUAGAGAGACUGAGAACACACAGCAUUGAAUCGUCAGGAAAACUGAAGAUCUCCCCUGAGCAGCACUGGGAUUUCACUGCAGAGGACUUGAAAGACCUUGGAGAAAUUGGACGAGGAGCUUAUGGUUCUGUCAACAAAAUGGUCCACAAACCAAGUGGGCAAAUAAUGGCAGUUAAAAGAAUUCGGUCAACAGUGGAUGAAAAAGAGCAAAAGCAGCUUCUGAUGGAUCUGGACGUAGUGAUGAGGAGCAGCGACUGCCCGUACAUUGUUCAGUUUUACGGCGCACUCUUCAGAGAGGGUGACUGUUGGAUCUGUAUGGAACUCAUGUCUACCUCGUUUGAUAAGUUUUACAAAUAUGUAUAUAGUGUAUUAGAUGAUGUUAUUCCAGAAGAAAUUUUAGGCAAAAUCACUUUAGCAACUGUGAAAGCACUAAACCACUUAAAAGAAAACUUGAAAAUCAUUCACAGAGAUAUCAAACCUUCCAAUAUUCUUCUGGACAGAAGUGGAAAUAUUAAACUCUGUGACUUUGGCAUCAGUGGACAGCUUGUGGACUCCAUUGCCAAGACCAGAGAUGCUGGGUGUAGGCCGUACAUGGCACCUGAAAGAAUAGACCCAAGUGCAUCACGACAAGGAUAUGAUGUCCGCUCGGAUGUCUGGAGUUUGGGGAUCACAUUGUACGAACUGGCCACGGGCCGAUUUCCUUAUCCAAAGUGGAAUAGUGUAUUUGAUCAACUAACACAAGUCGUGAAAGGAGAUCCGCCGCAGCUGAGUAAUUCUGAGGAAAGGGAAUUCUCCCCAAGUUUCAUCAACUUUGUCAACUUGUGCCUUACGAAGGAUGAAUCCAAAAGGCCAAAGUAUAAAGAACUUCUGAAACACCCCUUUAUUUUGAUGUAUGAGGAACGCACCGUAGAGGUCGCAUGCUAUGUUUGCAAAAUCCUGGAUCAAAUGCCAGCUACUCCCAGCUCUCCCAUGUAUGUUGAUUGAUACCGCUGCUACGUCAGACUCUAGAAACAAGGGCUGAGAGGAAGCAAGACGUAAAGAAUUUUCAUCCUGCAUCACAGUGUUUUUAUUGCUCGCCCAGACACCACGUGCAAUAAGAUCGGUGUUCGUCUCCAUCCUGUCUGUAAACUCCGUACCCCGUCACAUCCAACCCGUCACGCAGUGUUAGUGCUGGUCAGAGAGGCCUCGUCCUGCUCGUCCGUGAUGACCGUGGCCGUGGAUCUCGGAAGUUAGUACCAUCAGUUUGUUGGCUGUGAUUAGAUUUCACCUUAAGUUCAUUUCUAGACUCGAAACCCGGAGACGCAGCUGGUGGAAUGGUGUUUUGUCAGACUGCCGAGGGCCGGGUGCGCCGUGUCUGAACACAGACUCAGGCUCGCGUGAGAAGAGCGUGCACGGCCAACGAGACAUGUUGCCUCUGGAGCUGGGAGACUUCCUUCACCAAGUGCAAUAGGUUCACGGAUCGGACGUUCUGUUGCUUUACAGCCACCGUCGAUGUUUGGGGGUCGAUGUGCUCGGCCAAAUUUCCUGUUUGAAAGAUCAUGUCCAAUGAGUGAAUUUACCUUUACCAAAAACCCAGUCGCGUCCGGAGAGGUGCGCAUCCCAACGUGAGACAGGACGGAACGUGUCCUUCCCUCCUUUCCCAGUCCUUGUGCUCGUCACUGGGAAGACUCAGGAGUCUGCCGCUUGUCAGAGAAGGUGCUGAUCCUAAGAAUUUUCGUUCUCAGAAGUCGGUGUGCUGCCAACUUGAUGUUCCACCUGCCACAAACCACCAGGACGGAAGAAGGGAGGAAGGACGGAGGGCGGGGCAGAGUUUACAGGUAUUUUUAAUUCUCGUGUCGUUUCUGGAACAACUCGUAGCAGCCCUGCAUCUCCCCUUGGUCCCGAGCCUGGUCCUUUCUUUAGCCAUCGUGACUCGCCCACAGGGAGGAGUAGCUAGUCGCCAUGUGCCUUGAUCGCGUCGAUGAAGAUUCCCUGUGGACGGCAAAAGACCAAAUCUGCUGUUUGGCGUCCCUGGUUCAGGUCUGCAGCUUCUGAGUCUCUUUCUCUGCCUGUGCGGUCUCCCGCCGUUCUGUGACUUUCGCUUAACCCGAGGUUGCGCCUUUUUUCCCCUCCCGGAAGGAAACCUUUUUAAUUACCAGGGCUGUUCCUCACCAGGGACGCUGAGCCCCCGUCUCUCAAACGCCAUCAUGUUCCGCAGGCUGCAAAGUGUGAGGCCCUGCCGACGGGGUGGGCGCUGAUCGUAAGCUCGUCCCCCGCCAGGAUCUCUAGCCUGGCGCCGCCGCCGUCUCUUGGAAUUGGAAUUCUGCAGAAAAACAAAACAAAACAACCCACAGAAAACAAAACCCAACCAACCCCAGGAUAGUUAGGAGAGGCCGUCUGAAUCCGCAUCUUCUGCCGCCCUUCCUCACUCACGCCCGGCCCCGAGCAUCCGUGGCACGGGCGGUUGAGCAGCGCUGUGAGUGGCUCAGGCUCCCUGGAGUGUACCGCGGCCGAGGUCAGGGCGCAGGCGACGCCGUGACAGAGCCAAAUAGUGGUAGGUGUGGCGGUGUCUCCUCCCGAGUGAGUCGCAAACACUUUCCAACCAUAAAGGGAGGAUGGUGCUGUUUCAAGUUACUUCCCUGUAAACUUCAGAAUUCACAGAGGCUUCUUCGCUUUGGUCCACCUGCCUGCUUUUCCUGUUUCUCCCCCGCGGGUCAACGCGGACUUCCCAGUGUUGCGAAGGGAAGCACGGCCGUGUCUCCCUCCGACCACGCCAAGCCAUCGCCCUCCACUGCUCCCGGGGACUCAGGAGGAACCUGUCUCUCUGCUGUCAGCCUCCGUCUGGCUCAGCCUAGGGUCACUCUGCCAUAUGCAAGUGGAGAUCCAAGCAGUUCUGACUGUCCAGGAGCUCAUCUGACCGUUCUCUUGUGUGGAUGACCACAUACAAAGGCAAUUUUAGUGUAUUAAUCAUAGAUUAUUAUAAACUAUAAACUUAAGGGCAAGGAGUUUAUUACAAUGUAUCUUUAUUAAAACAAAAGGGUAUAUAGUGUUCACAAACUGUGAAAAUAGCGUCAGAACUGUACAUUGUGAGCUCUGGUUAUUUUUCUCUUGUACCAUAGAAAAAAAUGUAUAAAAAUUAUCAAAAAGCUAAUGUGCAGGGAUAUUGCCUUAUUUGUCUGUAAAAAUGGAGCUCAGUAACAUAACUGCUUCUUGGAGCUUUGGAAUAUUUUAUCCUGUAUUCUCGUUUGAAUUCUUCCUCUAUUUAAGAUAUAUACAUGGAAUCGAAGUGUUUAUGUAAUAGUUCUAUCCUUUUGCCUGCAGGUCAGUUGUAAUAAAUCUAGAAUGUGAUGAUGACUUGUAAUUUGAUUUUCUGAAAUCAGACCCUGAGAGGGGGAAAUCAAGUAAAUUCCAUUAAAUUAUCUGCGUAUUUCA
This is a messenger RNA of Phacochoerus africanus (Common warthog), 3662 nucleotides long. It is a transcript of the gene MAP2K4, whose product is annotated as mitogen-activated protein kinase kinase 4. The coding region runs from base 33 to 1235 and encodes 400 amino acids. The record is from RefSeq and is a predicted model, not a curated record. Gene Ontology annotation, molecular function: ATP binding; JUN kinase kinase activity. Gene Ontology annotation, biological process: protein phosphorylation; MAPK cascade. The transcript is spliced from 11 exons. NCBI's taxonomy places the organism in Eukaryota, Metazoa, Chordata, Mammalia, Artiodactyla, Suidae.